Messenger RNA from Rana temporaria (common frog), 6445 nucleotides. RefSeq names its product integrin subunit alpha 5 (gene ITGA5). Gene Ontology annotation, cellular component: external side of plasma membrane; integrin complex. Bases 79 to 3228 code for a protein of 1049 amino acids. Gene Ontology annotation, biological process: integrin-mediated signaling pathway; cell-cell adhesion; cell adhesion mediated by integrin. The transcript is spliced from 30 exons. Lineage: Eukaryota; Metazoa; Chordata; Amphibia; Anura; Ranidae. The record is from RefSeq and is a predicted model, not a curated record. Gene Ontology annotation, molecular function: integrin binding.
GCUUUUUUUUCUUUUCUUUUUUUUUCUGUAGCUUCAAAGUAAGUGAGAGAGAGAGCGGAGAGUUCCCGGUGUUCUCACAUGUUCCUCCCAGCCAUGCCGUGCCCGCUCCGUACCCGCUGUGUCCUCCUAGCCGCCCUUCUCCCUCUCCUCAGCCCGCUCCAUGGAUUUAACCUGGCGGUGGAUGAGCCCGCUACCUACUCCGGACCGCGGGGCAGCUUGUUCGGCUUCUCCGUGGACUUCUACCUACCGGACCCGCAGAGUGUUAGUGUUCUGAUUGGAGCCCCCAAAGCAAACACAAGUCAGCCAGAUGUGUCAGAAGGAGGAGCAGUGUAUUAUUGUCCCUGGCAGAGAAAUGACAGCGAUUGCACUCCAAUCCCAUUUGAUACAAAAGGUGACCGCUUUCAUGAUUUCCCGACCAAAGAUCUGAAUUCAACAACUUUGGAACAGGUGGACUAUAAAUCUGGCCAAUGGUUUGGCGCAACUGUUCGAUCGCAUGGCAACUCUAUACUGGCUUGUGCCCCAAGGUACAGCUGGAGAACAAUAAAAGAUGAAAUACGUCGUGACGUGGUGGGCACCUGCUACUUGUCGUCGGACAACUUUACCAAUAUUGUGGAAUACUCACCUUGCCGCACAGAUGCCGCUAGUGAUGAUACUGAUACCGGUCAGGGAUUCUGCCAAGGUGGCUUCUCUGCAGAGUUUACAAAGAGUGGAAGAAUAUUAUUGGGUGGACCUGGCAGUUAUUUUUGGCAAGGUCAGGUGAUAACGGCAACACAGGAUGAUAUCCGGAAAUAUUAUUACCCAGAAUACUUUAUCUUGGAAAUUAAAGGGCAGAUGCACACGCGCCAGGCACAUGGCUCUUAUGAUGACAGUUACUUAGGAUAUUCUGUUGCAGUUGGUGAGUUCAGCGGAGAUGACAUCGAGGAUUUCGUGGCUGGCGUCCCAAAAGGAAACAUGACUUUUGGAUAUGUAACUAUUCUGAAUGGCACUAAUCUGAAAUCCUUAUAUAACUUCUCAGGAGAGCAAAUGGCUUCAUACUUUGGUUAUGCUGUGGCAGCCACUGACCUCAACAAUGAUGGAUUGGAUGACCUGAUAAUAGGUGCUCCUCUGUUCAUGGAGAGAACCCAUGAUGGCAGAAUUCAGGAGGUGGGACGUGUCUAUAUCUACCUACAAGAUUACAAUAUGUCCAGUACUCCAUCCAUGGUCCUAACUGGACAGCAUGAAUAUGGCCGCUUUGGUAGUUCCAUUGCUGUUUUGGGAGAUUUGGAUCAAGAUGGAUUUAAUGAUAUCGCCAUCGGUGCCCCAUUUCAUGGCGAGGACAGCAGGGGUGCAGUGUUUAUCUUCAAUGGUAAUGCUGCCGGCCUGAACCCUAAACCUUCCCAGGUUCUAGAAGGGAUGUGGGCAAGUUCUGUGGAGCCUGCAUUCUUUGGUUUUUCCACUAGAGGAGGGAAAGACCUUGAUGGCAAUGGUUAUCCAGACCUUAUUGUGGGUGCAUUUGGCGUUGAUAAAGCUUUAGUAUACCGUGGACGUCCAAUUGUUCAUGCCAGCGCCUCUCUAGCCAUCUCUUCAACUAUGAUAAACCCAGAGGAGAAGACCUGCAUGAUUGAGAAUACAAAUAUCACGGUAUCGUGUGUAAACCUCAGUUUCUGCCUGAAUGCUUCAGGAAAACACGUGCCUAAUACGAUCGGGAUUAAUGUGGAGCUGCAGCUGGACUCUAUGAAGCAGCGAGGAGCUGUAAGGAGAGCAUUGUUCCUAAAAUCCGGCCUUCCCCACCUUACACAGAAUGUACUCUUGCGCAAUGGAGGCCAGGAGCAAUGUAGUGAGAUGAAGAUCUACCUUAAGGAGGAGUCCUCUUUUCGGGACAAGCUCUCUCAAAUUUUUGUCUCUCUGAACUUCUCCCUGGAUUCACAGGCACCUCCUGAUGCUCAUGGGUUAUUGCCAAUCUUCAAUUACAAGACUAAGAACCAUAUUGAACAAAAGGUUCAGAUUCAGCUAGAUUGUGAUAAUAACAUCUGUGUACCAGACUUGAAGCUUAAUGUCUCCAGUGAUCGAAAAUCAGUAUAUCUGGGUGAUGAGAACUUCCUGACAUUACUGUUUAAUGCAAUAAAUGACGGAGAAGGGGGAGCAUAUGAGGCCGAGCUCUAUGUUGUCAUACCCGCAGAAGCAGAGUACAGCGGUAUUUUGCGAAACAAUGAAAACCUCUCUUCUUGGUCUUGUCGCUAUGAAGUUCAGAAUGAGACCCGCUUGGUCAUUUGUGACCUUGGAAACCCCAUGAAAUCUAUGACCAGUUUGUUGGGUGGACUGAGGUUCACUGUGCCUCAUUUGCGGGACACAAGUCGGAAGGUGCACUUUGAGAGUCAGAUUCGCAGCAAAAAUGUCAAUAACUCCCAAAGUGAACUUGUGCAGCUAGCAAUCAGUGUUGAAGCCCAUACGUCUGUGACAUUUUUGGGGGUUUCAAAGCCAGACAGUGUGAUAUUCCCACUUGCGAACUGGAAGCAAAAUAAAAAUCCCACCCAAGUGGAAGAUGUAGGCCCAGAGGUCAAUCAUGUAUACGAGUUGGCCAACCUUGGACCAAGCUCUAUUAGCCAUGGUACCCUAACUCUGAUUUGCCCAAGGGUUCACAAUAAAGAUCAACUGAUGUAUGUCAUGAACUACUCCGUGCAAGGAUUGGGGAACUGUACAGCUAAACCAACUGUUAAUCCAUUUCAGCUGCAGUAUUCAACAGUGCAAGGUUCUGCGAAGCCUGGACAUCAUGUAGAGCGAAGAGACACCUCCAAAAUCCCUGCUAGUGGAUCACAUAUACUGAAAUGUCAUCAUCAUGAAGAUUGCUUUAACCUUAGCUGUGAUGUCCUGCCACUAGAAAAACAGCAACGGGCUAUUCUUAAAGUCCAUUUCCGUGUAUGGGGUGAUACCUUUAUGCAGAAAGAGAACCAGGGUUUUGUUCUACAGUGUGAAGCAAAAUAUCGAAUUGAACGACUUCCAUACAAAAUCGAACCUGCAACUUAUCCCCAGGGGACACAUCAGGUCAACACAACUAUCCAUUGGCUAAAGCCAGAGAGUAGUUAUGGGGUUCCACUGUGGAUAAUAAUACUGGCUAUUUUAAUUGGUCUCUUGCUGCUUGCAUUACUCAUCUAUGUUCUCUAUAAGCUUGGCUUCUUUAAGCGCUCUUUGCCAUAUGGAACUGCUAUGGAAAAAGCUGAACUCAAGCCUCAGGCUGCCUCCGAGGCCUAGACAGAUCUACAGCCUUAUCCCUUGCACUGCCAAAGAAUCUUCGAAAGGGAAGGGGAAAGAACAGUUGCAACUCAUCUUUUGCAGUUGACACUACAAUGACUGGGAGGAAGAGGGGAAAAAAUGGCACGUUCUCCAAAUUUUUCUCUGAGUGUUAUCAAAGAACCUUGUUACCUUGAGGACAUUCUGACUGAAUCACUGAGGCUUCUACUAAAGGCGAAAUAGUUGGAUAAUAAGUGACCUUAUUUUGAAGGCAAUAUAAAAUCAUUACUUUCUCUUCAGAUCGUCCAAAGCAAGAAUCUAGGUGAAAAUUGUACAGGCCUAUCCUGAACUAAACCACUUAUUUGGUGCUGGCUUUCACCUUUUUUGGUUCACUUACAAAUUUUCCUCCAAAGAAGCAGAAUUCAAGACUUGCCAAACUCCUUGGCCUCCCUCACUGUAAUGCCUCACCUUCUCUUUGCUCCAAAUGACUGGGACUCUGAGAAAAAGAAUAACCAGUGACUGUAUAUUUGUUGACCGAAAAUGUUGGACCUGCUUCCAAAUUCUGGGGGGACUUGUUUUUUAUCGAAAAGUGUUUUAAUCUAAAUUGUAUUUCUCAAAGGAAAAUUGUUAACUUAUUGAGCUUCAGGCACAUAAUGUUUGUGCAGUUUUAUGCAAAUUUAUAUAGGGUUAGAGAAGAUUUUAAUUGUAGUACCUGAGUUUUAAGUGCCCCAAGAGCUGACAAUCUGGUUAAAGCUGAAGCUUGGUGAUCUAAACAGACAUGCAAGCGUGUAACUGUAAUGAUAAAAUCUUUUUAAUUGGAUGGCACAUUGGUAAAGGCGCAAAUGCUAAAUCGAUGCUAAUUUGGUAUUUUUUUUUUACACUACAUAUUUGGCCAAACCACUGUUUUUCCUUUCUCUUAAUGUAACCAAAUUUUGCAUUUCUCUCUACUGGGAGGUCUCGGCAAAUGUGCUUUGACGCCUGUGUUUGCAGAACUGUGUUACCAAAGGAUAGCUUCAAUCAGAUUUUAUGGAGCAAAAUCUUUCAGGGACAAUUUGGCAUGGCACUGCCUGUUGAAUACAGACUAGUUUGGCUGACCCCUCAAGAUUUGGGGGACUGAAAACUCAGGGGUUGUGUGCUACAAAAUGAAGCUCUACAAGAGGGCUUGAGACUUGGUUGCAGGGGUGAAAGACCUGUGACUUUUUUUUUUUUUUCUAAUGUACUAUGUACCAAGCACCGAAGAAAAGCUAGAAUCCAAGGAUUUCACACCAAAGUCACAAGUGCCUUAAACUGUGUUGCAGCUAUGGGGUCAUUUUAUGUACCUGACUGAGCACUGAUCUUGUUCUUAUUUGCAAAUCCUCCUAAGAUGACCACUGCAUUGCUCAGAAACGGUCAGUACAUCCUGGUGCUUUUUUGUGUUGCUUGGUUCCUUACCGUAAAGUGUUAUAAACACAUGAACACGAGGGCUUUGCUGAUAUUUAAAAUGUGUUGCAAGUGCAAUAAUGUGUUGUAGCUAUUUUAUUAAAUAUUUUUUUCUACUAUGUACUGUGUAUGAAGUGGGAUAUGGGGUUGGCUAUUAUAAGUUUUUGUUUGUUUUUAAUUUUAAACCGCUGAACCACUUUUGUGGCAGAAUUUGCACAUUACCUAUGAUAACCAUUUUUUGGCUUUUCUUUUAUGUCAAUUUUGAAGCACUGGAUGAGCUGGAUUGCCCUUGGGCAGCUGGCAAGAUCAUAUGCAUUAUGAAGAAUAUUAACAAGUGGCUAAAUGGCCGAAGUGUGCUCUUCAGCUUGACCCUGAGCCCAGAACAAAGUAACCUCAUUAUAUCCCCUUCACUUAUUUGGUUUACAACUGGGAAGAAUAGGCUUGCCUCUUCACCAGAAUUGCCCAUAAAGGGGUAGGGCUUGCUACAAGCCAAUAUUACUAGAACAGAAGUAGGAUGAUGCCAUUGCAUAAAAAGUGUUUGGUGUAUGUCUUGACAAACCACAUUUCUUUCGAGUUAUAUUUGGGUCAUAUUCAUGUAUCCAAGUACUGGGGAAAAAUGUGUGCAAGUUAUAUUGUACUGGGCAGAAGAGGUCAUGUUGGAGGAGCUUCAGUUUCUGACAGCUCUGGAAAUGGUCUUGCCAGCUCAUCUGUUGAACAUAAGACAAAUCUGAAUUCUGCGGUCUCUUUAAUUGAUUUGAGGCCUUCACUCUGGUUCAGGUUGCUGCACAAAUAGAAAAAAGUAAUAGCUAAUCACAUUCAAUUUGACUUGUUUGUGGUCAUGUUGAAGAUGUUUCGCCACUCAUCCAAGUUGCUUCCCAAAGUAUGCUACCCCCAGGCAUUUAUAGUUAAAUGGGCAAUUUGGUCAUGUUGAUCUAAUAGUAAUCACCAUGGAGUGUGUGAACAUUGCAAUAUGUCCAAUACAAUGUUCCAUGGUGAUUGGAUUAAGGUGACAGGAGUUGUCUGUGAAUCCUAAGGUAUGUUUUGGACACUCAUUAGAACUGAGUAAGUUACUUGGGUAAGUGGUGACAGGUCUGCAACAUUGUAGCACCAUUCCAGUUGUAUGUGACUAGUAUGAGUCCAGCCAUGGCCUGGAUAAAUGAGAACUUUCAGACAUGUCACUACAGACUGCACAAAUCAGAUGUGUGCUUGAUUUAAUGGAUGAGUCCACAGAAUCCUUUGCAGAGUCUAUGAAAUGUCCUGUGUGUGGAGGAUGCCCAGGAGGCUUCAUGCUACCUCUCCUCAUAUUUGCAGCAUAAUACCUGGUGGCCGAAGGUCUUCCUGAUGGUUGUCCAUCCUCAUACAUACAGGAGCUGGUAGUUUAUACAUGUGGUGGUCUGAUAUUGGCUAGUGCUUUUAAUGGAACACUAAUCAGUUCUGCUUCUCUCCAUAUAUAGCCAACCCUGUAUGGGGCUCAUAAUGUAGGAGUGUCCUAUCUGGUUGUACAUUUAUCAACUAUGCAAGAACAAUUCCAUUUGUGCUCUUACAAUCAGUAUUCCUGUGUGUUUUUUUUUUUUUCUCCCAUAUUGGGUGUUUUUUUUUUAUUCGUUUUUUUUUCCCCCUUUUUUUUCUGCUUUUGUCCUGAGGAUGAUUUCAGUCGGCUCCUUUUCUGCUGGAUCAGACUGGUAUGAGCUGAGCUAUUAGAAACGGAGGUGACUAGACACCCAAAAGGAUUUAGUAUGUAUUGUCUUUCUGUGUGUUGAGAGGGGGGUUGGCUGCCUUUCUCAGGGGUAUCAUACUGUAAUAAAACUUGUAAAACAAA